This is a messenger RNA of Mobula hypostoma (lesser devil ray), 4664 nucleotides long. RefSeq names its product delta-like 2 homolog (Drosophila) (gene dlk2). NCBI's taxonomy places the organism in Eukaryota, Metazoa, Chordata, Chondrichthyes, Myliobatiformes, Myliobatidae. Bases 295 to 1500 code for a protein of 401 amino acids. Gene Ontology annotation, molecular function: calcium ion binding; Notch binding. The record is from RefSeq and is a predicted model, not a curated record. The transcript is spliced from 6 exons.
GCGGAGUUGUGUGAAGCGGCGAGGGCCGACAACAUGGAGCUGGAGCGAGGGUGAGGUCAGGCUGCGGGCUGGGAAAAGGGCGAGAGGCGGUAGGAACGGCUCAGGGAGCCGCUGCAGAUCGGGUUCCGGAGCAGACGGGUGUCCUGGACAGGGCAGUGGGUCCCGGGACCACCCUCUUACUGAACUCCGGGGAUCAAACCGACUUUACUUCUCACGCGUCAACAUUAGCCUUCCUUCAGUUUAAGAAGUUUUUCUGAUCGUGAAGUUAGGAGAGUCCUCUGGCACACCGGAAGGAUGGUCACCCUUGGGAAAACCGUUUUGGCUCUUUGGACGCUCUGUUCCCUCUGCGCCUUCAUCCAAGGUGAAGAGGUGGUGCCGUGUGUACCUGGCUGUAAACUGGCGCAUGGACACUGUGAGAAGGCUGGGGUGUGCAGGUGUGACCCUGGAUGGGAGGGUGAACUUUGUGAACAGUGCGUCCAGUCUCCAGGCUGUAUACAUGGAACCUGUCACCAGCCUUGGCAGUGCAUCUGUGAGAAUGGUUGGACUGGAAGAUUCUGUGACAAAGAUAUUCACCCAUGCAGUCAAAGUCCCUGCGAGAAUGCUGGCCAAUGUUUUGAUGAUGGAGAGGGUGAUUACUGGUGUACAUGCCCUGAAGGCUUCUAUGGGAAAAACUGUGAACUACAAGCUGGCCCCUGUGCUAAAGCUGGGUCUCCCUGCAGGAAUGGUGGGACAUGUUGGGACGAAAAUGGCUUUGCUGCCGCCUUUGUGUGCCGUUGCCUGGCAGGAUUUGUGGGCCCUCUGUGUGAGACAGAUGUCGAUGACUGCCUGAUGCGGCCAUGUGCCAACGGGGCCACUUGCCAAGAUGCGGUCAACCGCUUCACCUGCCUGUGCCCCACUGGCUUCGAGGGCCGUUUCUGUACCGUCAAUCAGGACGAUUGCGUGAGCCAGCCCUGCCAGAAUGGUGCCAAGUGCUACGACCGCAUUGCAGACUUUGACUGUGUUUGUCCUGAAGGUUACUCCGGAAAAACCUGCACUGAUUUCACAUGGAUUCGCAAUGAAGAGUUGGUGACCAAACCUCUGAUGGGAGGGUACUAUGAAAGUGCUUACAAAGUUAGGAGCGUGACUGACCAGCGACCGUGGCCCAGCAACCCAGAUACAGUCAGUGCCAGAAGGCAUGCUCAUGAUGACAGCGGCAGAAGGCAGGAGAAUGAGAAGGUGCAGCUCAAGGUGGCCGUGAAGGAGGUGAUAGCAGGGAGCAGCGUCCCUGUCACACACCAGCAGCUCAUGUGGCUCAGCAUCUUUGGGGCUCUGACCCUGCUCCUGGCAUUGGCCACCAUUCUGGUGGUGUUGAAGUAUCGCUCUGGCUGUCACUGCACUCAUAACCACCUCAGGUGUUUGCAACAACAAGCAGCACCAAGUCCCGAGGAGGAUGGCAACAUUGCUUUCCUACACACUGCUGGUCCCCAGGACAGGAAAGACUUCUACCUGGAUCCAAUAUAAAGGACCAAAGGCCUGAGACUGGGGUGCCCAUACAUUCGUUAUCAACUUUCUCCUUCAGUGCAAACUUUCAGAAUGAAUUUGCAUCCAAGGGUGAGAUAAAAGCCCUGAACACUUGGAUGGGUUGAACUCUAUUCUCUUCCCCAGGACUGGGGUGUAGAAGUUUCAGCUGCAGACCAGUGAAUCCCACAGAGAAAGACUUGUGUUCAACGGAGAAAUAUCCCAAAGAGCUUCACUUCCAUCGGGAAAAAAUGCGAAACUACACAGUGAGGAUAACUGAGAUUACCUUGUCCAAGAGCUCACCUGAGUUUUGUGUGCAUGAGAUUAAUUAGGAAAGAGCAGAGUAACUGGACUGGGCUCCGUGGAUCGAAUGAAUGGAACCAAUGACAAGGAUUUCAUUAACAAUUUCAAAGCACCAUUGACCACCCUUGUGUUAGCCAGGGCUCUGCUCCAACCUGCUGUUUCACCACGUACACACUGAGCAGGAACUGGUCUCCGACAGCUGAAUCAGACACAGGGACUCAGCUCUACAGCUCUGGAUAUUACAGUAACGAUAUGUAAUUUGUUUUCUGACCUGACCUUCAUAGCACAAGAGCAGAUCACCAGAAGAGGGUGAAUGUUUUUGCCAGUUUGUUUUAGGUGCUGAAUGUAUUAGAAAUUCAAACCUCACUGCCACCCCCUCUGGGGAGAGUUGGACCACACGAGUAUACAUAGCUUCAAGGAAGCAGUCAAGUGUGACUGUUGUGACAACAGAGUUAUCAUCACCAUGGUCCUCUCCCAUUGGCGGAAGGGCAGCAUGGAUUCCAUCCAUCUGGAGGUGUGCUGGAUGUAGUGUUACCCAGCACUGGAACUUGCCUUUCCUCCCACCAUGUCCAUGCUGGCCAUCACACGCCAACCUAUGUUAAUCUCACUCUCCACCACUAGGCCCGCAGAUGUCUAUACAUGGUGAUUCAAGUUCUCAUGUAAAUACUUAGAGCUGUGAAAAUAGCAGCUUCUGGAUGUCAAAUAUCCUCAGGGUCAAAUAUUUAUCCUCACAUCACCUCAACCUACCUGUUAUUUUUUUAACUCCCUGUUUAUGCGGGGGAGAUGUCUCUCAAUAUUGACCCUCUCUGCCUUCUGUAUUGCACAUGUCUGUCAGAUUCUCCCGACAACAUCCUCUGCUCCAGGGAAAACAAACUCAGCCUCUCCCAACUUUUCUCAGAGCUGGAAUUACCCAUCUCAAAUUCUGGUGUAUCUCCUCUGCACCCUUUCAACAGGAAUCACACCAUUCUUCUGAUGUGUCGACCUGAUCUACACAUAGAACUCCAGCUCUUGCCUGACUGGUCUUUUAUAAAGUGGGACCCUCGUCCUACAUCUCCCUGGCCCUACAUUCAAAGCCCUGGAUAAGAGAGGCAAAGUAUCCCAUUUGCUUUCAUUAACACUUUAUCUAGCUGUUCUUUUGCCUCUGGGAUACUUUGGCAUGCACAGUACAACAAGAUCCUCUAUACCUCAGUAUUUCCUGGGGUUUUAACUUUCAUUAUGUAUGUAUUGGCAUUAUUAGUCCUCCUGAAAAGGUUCACCAUAUAAUUAGGAUUAAAUUUCAUCUGCCAUUGCUCUGCCCGUCUAACUGAACAACACCAGCCAAUAGCUGAAUAUUACCCUUCCUCAACUAAUAUUUUGUCAUCUUCAAACUUACUAACUGCAUCUCCAACGCUGACAUCCAGAUCAUUAACAUGUAGAUAAACAGCAGAUGUCUUGGCACACUGUGGCACACCACUGGCCAUUGUUUUCAUUUGCAUAGACAACCCUCCACCAUCACUCUCAGCUUCCAAUCAUUAAGCCAGUUUUGGAUUCACUUUACCAAUUUGCCUUGCAUCCCAAGGGCUCUCACCUUUUGGAUCAGUCUCCCAUGUGGGCUUUGUCAAAGUCCAAAUGAAAGUUCAUGUAAACUACUUGAAUCACACUGUCAAUGGUACUUAGUCACCUGUUCAAAAAUUCAAUCAAUUUAAUCUGAUGGGUUAUCCCUUUAACAAUUUCUUUUUCCAAUAUCUUCCCCAGAACUGGCAUUAGACUUACUGGAUUGUAAUUACCUUGUCAGGAAACGUAGAGGAGGCUUGACCCAAAAGCAGAGCAGCAAAGACAAUGCAACAAGCUAACUGAAGCCGAGGAGCAAAUGGUUGAAGCUGGCUGGUUCGAAAGCGUGAACGAGGAUUGUGGAUGAGAGCUGGGUUUAAAAAGGCUGUAGGUGAUGAAUUGGAAACGAGCAGCAGAUGACUCCUGUUAGCUGUGUGGAGACUAGCAGGUGCCUGCCUGUGCAGGCCUCACAUACCUGCUUUACCUCUACUGUCCUGUACAGUCCUUCAGCCACUGGUGAUUUGUCCAAGCCCCAGCUACUUUUCCCUUGCCUCCAGCAGCAGCUGAGGAUACAUCUCAACAGGCCCUUGGGAUUAAUCCACCUUUAAUCCAUUAACAUACCUAAUAUCUCCUAUUUUAAAAUAGUAUUUUGUUCUUGAUAAGUUUUUUACUGCGCAACUGCCUUUUCGUGGCCUUUCUUUAUCUAACACCUUUGACUCUAUCAAUCCAGAGGGACAGCUGGCUGGUUGCAGUUCAUUUCAAUUGUAUGUCUGCUUUGUAAUUGUAUGUAUGCAAGCUGCGAGACUUCCCAGUAUGUCCACAAUAGACUGCUGCCACCCCAACAAAUUUUCUCAUCUUUCUUAAUGUAGGGCUGCACGUCACCACUACAACUUCUUCCUGGAUUGAAGGCUGUCUGCUGCAAAACUAAUGGGAACUAUUAACCCAGCCAGUCACUUACAAUCUUACAACCUCCCUCAACAAAGUGCAUGAAUGCGCCCUUGGGUUUAAGUAACAUGGUGCAGAGAGCUGGUUAAUGACAGCAUUAAUGUGUCCUGUAGAGGAGGCAAUGUGAGUCAUUUCCCCUCCAUCAGGUGAUGCAUUCACAGAGCUGGGGAGUGUACAGAGGUCACAGAUUGAGGGGUUACAGCAGCAACACCUGGUACGGUUAAUUUUGACAUUAUUCUGCAGCUGCAGGGUAAUAUUUAAUAUUUUCUAUUUCACUCCCUUGUAAAUAAUUUAUUUUAAGCACUGUUAUAAUGUGAAGAUGAGAUGUUUGGAUUUUAACUAUUUUUGAUACUUGAAAUUUUAAAGAUUCGAAUAAAGAAAUUAUUUGU